This is a messenger RNA of Alternaria atra, 267 nucleotides long. RefSeq lists its product as uncharacterized. Lineage: Eukaryota; Fungi; Ascomycota; Dothideomycetes; Pleosporales; Pleosporaceae. The record is from RefSeq and is a predicted model, not a curated record. The transcript has 3 exons. Bases 1 to 267 code for a protein of 88 amino acids.
AUGGCUGAAUUGCGCCUGGACCCCUUGUUAGAACACGCGUAUUACACUCGCCCGAUUGCUGCAGAUCUUUAUCUCUCCUGGCCGGACUAUAUGGGCAGUACAUCUAGUGGCGACCUUAACUAUAAUGGACAUUGUUUCUGCGGUUAUAGGCAAAACAAUAUCUCCUGCUUACGAGUCGGCACUGCUUGCUCGUCUCGCUGCUGCAUCGCUUCUAUGUGCGGUACUUUCACGCGAGCAAGUAAAGGCCCACGAAAACUCGGGAUUUGA